AUGUCCGAUCAAAGCAGCUCCAUUGUGAACUCCACUGCCCCUCCCCCAACCUCCACCGCACCUCCCACACCUGGUUCGGGUGCCCAUCACUUUCUCUCCAUCAAAUUGAACUCCACCAAUUACAUCUACUGGAAAACGCAGGUUGUUCCUUACCUGAUCGGACUACGCAUUUAUGACUAUGUUAUUGGUGAUAAACCAUGCCCUGAUGAUCCUGAGAAAGCAGCGGAAUGGCUCCUUAUCACCUCUCUCAACAAGGAUGCUCUACCCUUGGCUGUUGGUCGUCUUACCAGCAAAGAAAUCUGGGACACCCUCACUGCAGCCUUCAGCAAUCCUAACACCCCGCGCCUGCUCGCCCUCAAUUUUACACUUCAAAACUUGGUGCAUAAACAUGAUGAAACAAUUUCUCAAUUUCUCCAUCGAGCAAAGGAACUUUCCGAUGAACUAGCUGCCGCCGGAAAGCCGCUCCCCACAGAGGACUUCAACAUUCACAUCUUCCGGUCUCUACGUGAAGAGUAUCAAUCCGUUGUUCCUACAAUGAUGUAUCAUUAG
Molecule: messenger RNA, 549 nt
Organism: Telopea speciosissima
Lineage: Eukaryota; Viridiplantae; Streptophyta; Magnoliopsida; Proteales; Proteaceae
Exons: 1
Coding region: 1-549 (182 amino acids)
Source: RefSeq, a predicted model, not a curated record